CUCUGCUCUCUCUACUCUCUCUCUCUCUCUCUCUCUCAGAUGGGAAACAGAUUCUUGGCCUUGUCUAGGUGGGUUUUGAUAGUAGCACUUCUUGUUGGGUUAUCCGGAGAAACUUGUAACGCGGAAGACGACGGUACUAACUGUACCUCUUCCUGCGGCAAUAUCCACAACAUAAGCUAUCCUUUCCGACUAGAACAUGAUCCAAAGCACUGCGGCGAGGUAAAGUAUACUCUGUCCUGUGAGAACAACAUUACACUAGUAGACAUACCUCAUUCAGGAAAAUACUAUGUCCGGGCAAUCAACUACCACAACCAAACAAUCCGAGUCGUAGAUCCUGGCCUCCAGAAAAACAAUUGCUCCUCCAUGCCUCAAAAUUUUCCACCAUCCUUAACAUCAAAUUUUCCAUAUUAUGUAUUGGAAAGGCUUUCGACACCUGUAUUUUACAUCCAGUGUUCGAAUCCAGUGAAUUCUUCUCUGUACGUGGACACUGCUCCAUGCUUGAAUAUAAAUGCUUCUUCUUUGAUCCGACAAAAGACGUACAGUUAUGUGAAGGUUGGGGUUAUGGAAGCGGGGGAUUUGUAUGAGGGUUGCAGUGCAGAGUGGGUGGCUUUGGCGCUCUCCAACUACUCUGACUACAAUACCUCUUAUGAAUCCAUACACAGUGCCCUCAUGUAUGGCUUUGACCUUUUAGUACUCGACCCUGAUGAAAAAUGCCAAGGCCACCAAUGGAAUGUAUAUGAUAAAUGUUUUCCACACACCAUCCCUGAUAAUAGUCGACGGUUUUUGCCGUUCACAACCACCAGACUUAUAUGGGUGACACUCAUUUACAUCGGCUUAUUUUUUCCAGCAAGACUAAUUUUUGGGGUUCCAUGUCUGAUUGUAUUCGUGAUCUAUAAAUGGCGAAGAAGGCAUUUGUCGAGUUAUAGCAUCAUAGAAGAUUUUCUACAAAGUGAUAGCAACUUUUUGCCAAUAAGGUACUCUUACUCAGAAAUUAAAAAGAUGACCAGUAAAUUUAAGAAGAAGUUAGGUGAAGGUGGUUAUGGCUCUGUAUUCAAAGGGAAGUUGCGUAGUGGCCGUUUUGUAGCAAUUAAACUCUUGGGCAAGGCCAAAGGUAACGGGCAAGACUUCACAAGUGAGGUAGCUACCAUUGGAAGGAUUCACCAUGUUAAUGUGGUGCAACUUGUUGGUUAUUGCGUUGAGGGAUUAAAUCGUGCUCUAGUAUAUGACUUCAUGCCAAAUGGCUCUCUUGAUAAAUAUAUUUAUUCCAAAGAGGAAAGCAUGCCCUUAAGUUGCAUGAAAAUGUACGAGAUUUCUCUCGGAGUGGCUCGAGGGAUUGAAUAUCUGCAUCGAGGUUGUGACAUGCAAAUUCUACAUUUUGAUAUUAAGCCUCAUAACAUUCUUCUUGAUGAGAACUUUAACCCUAAGAUUUCUGACUUUGGGCUUGCGAAAUUAUAUCCCAUAGAUAAUAGCAUUGUCUCUUUGACGGCAGCAAGGGGAACAAUGGGCUAUAUUGCUCCUGAGUUGUUCUACAAAAAUAUUGGAGGUGUCUCGUACAAAGCCGAUGUCUAUAGUUUUGGAAUGUUGCUUAUGGAAAUGGCAAGUAGAAGGAAGAAUUGGAGUACAAUGGUAGAGCAUUCAAACCAAAUCUACUUCCCAUUAUGGGCGUACGAUCAAUAUAACAAGGGAAAUGACUUGGAGAUGAGAGAUGUUAACGAGGAGGAAAAGAAAGUAAUAAAAAAGAUGGUUAUAACUGCAUUGUGGUGUAUUCAAAUGAAGCCAAGUGAUCGCCCUUCGAUGAAUAAAGUUAUAGAAAUGCUUGGAGGAGAUGGUGAAAGCCUAAAAAUGCCUCUCAGACCUUUUCUAUACCCACAAGAAAUGCACGUAGGUGCUGUCCAGGAAAAUUUGAACCCAAUCAGUUCCAACGGGGAGUUAACAUGGACUUUGUCCGCUAGGUGA
Molecule: messenger RNA, 1956 nt
Organism: Prunus mume (Japanese apricot)
Lineage: Eukaryota; Viridiplantae; Streptophyta; Magnoliopsida; Rosales; Rosaceae
Source: RefSeq, a predicted model, not a curated record